This is a messenger RNA of Lycium barbarum (goji berry), 705 nucleotides long. RefSeq lists its product as uncharacterized. The transcript has a single exon. Bases 1 to 705 code for a protein of 234 amino acids. Lineage: Eukaryota; Viridiplantae; Streptophyta; Magnoliopsida; Solanales; Solanaceae. The record is from RefSeq and is a predicted model, not a curated record.
AUGGUAGACACUGAAGAAAAUAUAGCAAAUAGGGCAGUCAACUUCUUUCAUAAUCAGUUUGCGCAAGAGGGAUCUAAUUCUGACUUUAGCAUGCUCAAGCACAUUCCUAGAUUGGUGUCUGAUGAAUGCAAUGGUCAGUUGUGGGGUUUGCCUACAUUUGAAGAAGUAAAAAGAGCAGUAUUUGAGCUUAAGGGUGACAGUGCUUGUGGUCCAGAUAGACUUUCAGGUACAUUCUAUCAUGCAUGUUGGGAUGUAGUAGGUAUGGAUGUCUUUAGGUUGGUCAAGGCAUUUUAUGAAGGGCAUACACUUCCUAAAUCAAUUACUCAUACUAAUCUUGUACUUUUUCCAAAAAAACCACUUGUUCAAAGUUUUGCUGAUCUCAGGCCUAUCAGCUUGAGCAAUUUUAUCAAUAAGGUGAUUUCAAGAGUGGUAUAUGGGAGGCUUGAUAGUAUUUUACCACAACUGAUAUCCAGUAAUCAAUCAGGUUUUGUUAAAGGAAGAAGUAUUAUUGAAAAUGUAUUGCUUACACAAGAAAUACUGACUGAUAUUAGGAAGAGAGGAAGACCUGCAAAUGUUGUUAUAAAUUUGAAUAUGGACAAGACAUAUGAUAUAGUGUCAUGGCUAUAUUUGACUAAGUUUCUAGAGAAAAUGGGCUUGACAGGAGAAUUUGUGGAUCAGAUUUGGAGAUUGUUGGCCAACAAUUAG